UGCCUAAACAGCCCGACACUCCGCCACGGCAGCCUGCAGAAUCUGACAUGUUUUACUAUAAGCCCAUCGUGUUUUUGAGCGUGUUCCUUUUCGUCUGCCACGAGUUAGGCAGAGAUCACAGGACAGCGGCCGCAUCUCUGCGCGGGAGAUGUGAAUGCGUGAGCAAGGUCGACCAAGUACCAUGGAAACGCAUCAAAAAGUUCACAGUGACAGAAGGAGACCCACUUUGCGGAGAGACGUCGAUAAUACUCCAGAUGAAACGCAAGAAUGAUCCCCCAGUUUGCCUGAAUCCCGAGUCAAAACAAGGACAGAGACUGCAGAAGUGCUGGAAGAAAAUUAAGAAGGACCCUGCAAGGAAGGAUGUGUGCUUAAAGCCUGGGAGGAAAACGAAGAAAGCCAAGACCCAUUAAUAUGACCCUGUAAGCAGCAAAUGGGGCACCGCAACACGCUUGUAGCACGCCAUUAAUCACUGCUGUUACUGCUGCCUUUUCACUAGCACGUGUGUUCUUUAUAUUACAUGCACUUGUUAUUUUUCUACCUGAAUUUUAUAUUAAAAGAAAAACAAAAACUAA
Messenger RNA from Megalops cyprinoides (Indo-Pacific tarpon), 572 nucleotides. RefSeq names its product chemokine (C-X-C motif) ligand 18a, duplicate 1 (gene cxcl18a.1). The coding region runs from base 48 to 410 and encodes 120 amino acids. Gene Ontology annotation, molecular function: CXCR chemokine receptor binding; chemokine activity. The transcript is spliced from 4 exons. The record is from RefSeq and is a predicted model, not a curated record. Gene Ontology annotation, cellular component: extracellular region. Gene Ontology annotation, biological process: cellular response to lipopolysaccharide; chemokine-mediated signaling pathway; inflammatory response. Lineage: Eukaryota; Metazoa; Chordata; Actinopteri; Elopiformes; Megalopidae.